AUGGAUAAUUUGGUAACUGCCCUUGAAAAUGAAAUUUGGGGAAAAUGUGAGGGAAGUUCACUGCCUCCUCUGUCUACUUCCACCUACACCGAUGAAAAAGAUGGAGCUCUCCUCCGCAAAGCUUUCCUUGGGCAAACUAUCUGCUACAUUGUAUCCGCUGUUGUUGUACAAGAAGGUCGGGUUUUGAUGAUGAGAGAAGCCAAAAGGUCUUGUCGAGGAACAUGGUAUCUGCCAGCUGGCAGAGUUGAGAAAAAUGAAUCUCUUAAAGAGGGUGUCAUAAGAGAAGUGCGAGAAGAAACUGGUCUCAACUUCCAGCCAAUUUCGAUCAUUUGCAUCGACUCUCAGGAGACAUAUUGGUUUCGCUUCACUUUUGUCGGAAAUAUCACAGGAGGAAAGCUUAAAAGCUUAGAGGAGCAGGACUCGGAGUCCAUGGAAGCUGGCUGGUUUACACCAAAUGACAUUUUUUCCUCCCUUGUUCUCAGAGCGGGGGACGUUCGUCCUUUGAUAGAUGCCGGGAUGAAAUGGUACGAAACCAAGCAAGGAAACCCCAUUUGUAGAUCUCUGCCAGUUAAAAAACCCCACAAAAAUAUAAUUUUCAGAUUGGUGGUAGUUAAAACGCAGCCAAAAGAUUGCAAGAAAUCCUUGUUUUGUGUUCUGAUGAAUAACAAAUUUGGGGAUAAAUCUAAUUCCCAUUUUCCGUACAGGAUUGUCAAUAAAUUUGAUAGCAUGAAUGUCACUUCUGCGGUUGAAGAGUUAAUGAGAGACAUUAACAGUGGAAUUACAUACAAAACACAUGGCUACCUCAGUGUGGAACACACUGGAAAGCCUUCAGGAGAUGUGGAUGGGCUUUGUCUUACACUCCUUGUAGAAAUAUUCAUACCAUUGGAGGAUGGCAUUUUAAAUGACAGUUAUAGCUGGUUUGAGGUUAAAGGACAGGAUCUCAUAAAUAACAUUUGGGAGCUCAUUGAUAAAGGCUGUGUAGAGCUUGUACAAUGCUAA
Molecule: messenger RNA, 999 nt
Organism: Porites evermanni
Lineage: Eukaryota; Metazoa; Cnidaria; Anthozoa; Scleractinia; Poritidae
Source: the annotation of a GenBank genome assembly